This is a messenger RNA of Emiliania huxleyi CCMP1516, 529 nucleotides long. RefSeq lists its product as hypothetical. NCBI's taxonomy places the organism in Eukaryota, Haptophyta, Isochrysidales, Noelaerhabdaceae. The transcript is spliced from 2 exons. The record is from RefSeq and is a predicted model, not a curated record. The annotation marks the transcript as partial.
GCAGUGUCGCUCGGCGGGCUCACAGUCGGCGGGCUCACAGCGCGGCCUCGUUCCGCGAUGCGAGUGGGAGUGCAAGGCCUUCGCCUUGCGGAGCCGGGUGAGGAGGCUCUGCUGCAGCCUCCGUCUCGACCACGCGAGCGGAUGACUGAGGCCGAGCGGCGGCGCGCUGAACCGGUUCAUGAACUGAAGCGGGCGAGAAAGAAUCCGUUUGUGCGUGACGAGGAGGGCAACCUGAUCGAUGAGCGGAAGCAGCGCCCGAGGUAGAGAAGAAUUCGCCCCAGCAGAUCGUGACGCGACACAGCAUGACGCGAUGCGAGAGAACCAGGAGAGAACGGGCCCUUCCCUGCGCAGUCAUCAUGAUGAACUUCCAAGCGGCCAUCGGAGACCCGUCGAGAGUCCUGGGGAUAAGUCCGUCCGUCUCUCACGCACUCUGACCGCAGCGUCCCUGACGUCGCUCUUCGCGUCUCUUCUGAUGAUACCCCACAACGAUAUAUCUCGAUAUAGGUGUGUUAUAGCUAAUGUAUUUUGC